CAAACAUCACUAUUCACGUUAGGACUCACUGUCUUCUGUUUCAUGUUGUUCUUUCUGUGACACUGACUACUGUAAAAUCUGAAGGUUGUUAUUAUUUUCGUGGUUUCCUGUUUCUGAACUCAAUGAGCAAAAGGAACUGACACAGUGGCUUGUGUUGUACUGCAAAAAAAAAGGUUGCGGAAUCUUGUUCCUUUGUUUGGUUUUGAAGAUAUCAAAACUCAAAACACCCUUUCAUAUUCAACUUUGCAUCUUCACCUCUGCUUCUCUUGAACUUGGGAAUUGUGUCUUCAAUGUUCGUUUCUUUUGAUUACUUCACAGGAAGGCGUGAAUUCUUUCGACAGAAAACAAAUGGCUACGCUGCAAGAUGUUGGGGUUGCAGCUGCCAUUAACAUUUUCAGUGCAUUUAUUUUCUUUGUGGCAUUUGCUAUUUUGAGGCUUCAACCUUUCAAUGAUCGGGUAUACUUCCCAAAAUGGUAUCUGAAGGGUUUAAGAACAGAUCCUGUACAUGGAGGAGCAUUUGUGCGCAAGUUCAUCAAUUUAGACUGGAGAUCAUAUCUUGGGUUUUUGAAUUGGAUGCCAGAAGCACUUAGAAUGCCUGAACCUGAGCUUAUUGACCAUGCUGGAUUGGACUCUGCUAUUUACUUGCGGAUUUACUUGAUAGGGCUUAAAAUCUUUGUUCCUAUAGCGUUCCUGGCUUGGACUGUGUUGGUUCCUGUCAAUUGGACAAGUACUGGUUUAGAAGGAGCCAAGAUAACUAACAUAACUUCCAGUGACAUUGAUAAACUCUCAGUUUCAAAUGUCCAUAGUCGAUCCGAAAGGUUUUGGGGGCACAUAGUAAUGGCUUAUGCAUUUACCUUUUGGACUUGCUAUGUGUUGCUAAAGGAGUAUGAGAAAGUUGAAUCAAUGAGACUGCAAUUUCUUGCAGAAGAAAGACGCCGUCCUGAUCAAUUUACGGUGCUUGUUAGAAACAUUCCACCAGACCCUGAUGAAUCUGUAAGUGAGCUUGUGGAGCACUUCUUUUUGGUCAAUCAUCCAGAUCACUAUCUUACUCACCAGGUUGUUUAUGAUGCCAACAAACUUGCAAAGUUGGUUAACAAGAAGAAGAAGUUGAAGAAUUGGCUUGUUUAUUAUCAAAAUAAACUUGAAAGAACUUCAAAAAGACCCAAAAUGAAGACAGGAUUCCUCGGUCUUUGGGGAAAGAAAGUUGAUGCUAUUGAUUAUCACACUUCCGAAAUUGAAAAGUUACUAAAAGAAAUAGAUGUAGAGAGGGAAAAUGUCACGAAUGAUCCCAAGUCUAUCAGGCCUGCUGCAUUUGUUUCGUUUAAAACACGAUGGGGUGCUGCCAUUUGCGCACAAACUCAACAAACCAGAAAUCCUACACUUUGGUUGACUGAGUGGGCUCCAGAGCCACGAGACGUAUAUUGGCGAAACUUGCCACUUCCAUAUGUUUCCCUCGCUGUCAGGAAGUUAAUCGUAGCUGUUGCAUUCUUUUUUCUCACUUUCUUUUUUAUGAUCCCCAUUGCAUUUGUUCAAACUCUUGCAAGUCUUGAUGGAAUCCAAAAAGCAGCACCAGGGCUAAAGCCACUUGUUAGUAUCCCUUUCAUUAAGUCAUUCAUUCAAGGUUUUCUGCCUGGUAUUGUGUUGAAGCUAUUCCUUAUCUUUUUGCCAACAAUAUUGAUGAUCAUGUCUAAAUUUGAAGGCUUUGUAUCUCUAUCAUCUCUGGAGAGAAGAUCAGCUUCUAGAUAUUAUCUUUUCAAUUUUGUGAAUAUAUUUCUUGGGAAUAUACUUACUGGAACAGCAUUUCAACAGCUGGACUCUUUCAUUCACCAACCAGCAAACCAAUAUCCUAUAACAAUUGGCACUGCUAUUCCUUUAAAAGCAAGUUUCUUCAUUACUUAUAUAAUGGUUGAUGGAUGGGCCAGUGUAGCUGCAGAGGUUUUGAUGUUGAAACCACUGAUUUUUUAUCACUUGAAGAAUUUCUUCUUGGUGAAAACUGAAAAGGACAGGGAAGAGGCCAUGGAUCCUGGGAGUAUUGGUUUUAACACUGGAGAGCCUCGUAUACAAUUGUACUUUUUGUUGGGUCUAGUAUAUGCUGCAGUGACACCUGCUGUUCUUCCUUUCAUAAUAGUUUUCUUUGGCCUGGCCUAUGUUGUGUUCCGUCAUCAGAUCAUUAACGUUUAUAAUCAGGAGUAUGAGAGUGGUGCAGCAUUCUGGCCUGAUGUCCAUUUCCGUAUUGUGCUUGCACUGAUAAUCUCACAGAUAGUUCUGAUGGGACUCCUCACCACCAAAAAAGCUGCUUCAUCGACUCCAUUUCUCAUUGUGCUCCCAAUACUAACCAUAUGGUUCCAUAGGUACUGCAAAGGCCGUUUUGAACCUGCAUUUGUUAAAUUUCCCUUACAGGAAGCAAUGAUGAAAGAUACAUUAGAACGAGUAACAGAACCUAACCUGAACUUGAAAGGUUAUCUUCAGUUUGCCUAUGUUCAUCCAGUUUUUAAGGACAGCAUGGAUGACUAUGAUGAUGAUGAGGAAGAGAUACUCAGCCAAACGUGGGAAACUGAAAGUGUAACUGUGCCCACAAAACGCCAAUCACGAAGGAAUACACCAUUACCCAGCAGAAUUAGUGAUGCAUCACCAUCUCCUUCUCUGCCUGAUAGCAUUCGAAAUCAUCCAGAGCCUUAAAGCAAUGGAACAAGUAAUGAUAUCACUCUGCAUUUGACGUUUACAUCAUUAUUUUUCCAGAAUCCAGAGAGAUUACGAUGCUAUGAAGAGGGCGAGAGCAGUGAUAAGCUGUUCACGGGUUUGAUUCCAAGGAUAAAAGAUACUUUUGUUUUUUCUUCCUUAAAGGAUAAAAGAUACUUUUGUUUUUUCUUCCUUAUAGGAUAAAAAGGUGUUUUUUUUUUUUUUGAAAGAUCUGUAUCACCAAGCACAUAGAGGAGUUGCAGUAGUAUAUUACACUCGGGAAAAUUGUAAAUUAUCUGAAAACUGAUAGUACAUGAGUUAAGCUUGACCUUAUCUGCCAUUGUGAAUGUUGAAACAAAAUGGAAAAGGCAUCCUUAGUCGAAGGAUAGUAUUG
This is a messenger RNA of Gastrolobium bilobum, 3073 nucleotides long. RefSeq names its product calcium permeable stress-gated cation channel 1-like. The transcript is spliced from 12 exons. Gene Ontology annotation, molecular function: calcium-activated cation channel activity. Gene Ontology annotation, cellular component: plasma membrane. Lineage: Eukaryota; Viridiplantae; Streptophyta; Magnoliopsida; Fabales; Fabaceae. The record is from RefSeq and is a predicted model, not a curated record. Bases 349 to 2679 code for a protein of 776 amino acids.